Molecule: messenger RNA, 1899 nt
Organism: Drosophila navojoa
Lineage: Eukaryota; Metazoa; Arthropoda; Insecta; Diptera; Drosophilidae
Gene: csul
Product: protein arginine N-methyltransferase 5
Biological process (GO): regulation of DNA-templated transcription; peptidyl-arginine N-methylation
Cellular component (GO): nucleus; cytosol
Source: RefSeq, a predicted model, not a curated record
AAGCCGGCGCACGCGAGUUUUGAUUAAAAUGCAUUACUACGUUUGCCUGCAUCAAGAAGGCAUUAACAGCAUACCUAAAUUAAUACAAAAAGCUCAUGCAAAUAAUUAUAAUGUGGUUGUCAUACCGGUUAACGCAAAUAUGCUGCCCAUGGAUCCACAAGAAACGGAUCCCACAUAUCCGGCCACUGUAUUGAGUGCUGUCGAAUGGAGCUCCAAGGUGAUAUUCCAGGUAUCCGAUGUGGAUGUGGACUCGCCCAACGCAAAGUUACGUGAAUAUUCGAAAGCUAUGCUGAUGCGCGAUGUCACCUGGGCAGAGCACUUGCAAAUUAAUGGGAGCAUAAUGGUGCGUCUUCGAGGACCCGAGAAUAACAAUUUGGCGGAGAUUAUUAAGUCAAGAACGAAAGGCAACUGGUUUAUAAAUGUGCCCAUUACUAAUCCUGAAUUGGCCAGCUUUGAGCAUCGAAAAGAUGCCACAGAAUCAGAGAUCGAAGAGGCUCAACAGGUGGAUCCAUGGAGUUGGUGGAACGAGCUACGUUUUGCGACUAAGCACAAUGCCAGGGCGAAAGUUGUGGUGGAGCUGAGCGACUCGGAUCGGCCCAGUCGUGAGUGCGUACGCCGUUGGCUGGGUGAGCCCAUUGAAGCCAUCAUUAUUCCAUCCAGUUUAUUUGUGCUUAAUCGCUCCAAUUAUUAUGUGCUCCAGAAGGAGUGGCAAACGAUUGUGGGUCACUUUAUUUCUGUGAGAGCCAACAUUAUUAUCUCCGCGAAAACCAAUGAUAAAGCGAUAAGUCAAUAUGCAGAAUAUGCUAAGAAACUCAUCAGCGAUCAUGGAGAUACGCACACCCUCAACAGCUAUGAAAACAUGUUGGAAAUACCGCUACAGCCGCUGUUCGACAACCUGGAUGGCGACACCUAUGAAAUAUUCGAAACCGAUCCAGUCAAGUAUAAGCUUUACCAGGAAGCCGUACAGCAAGUGCUUUUAGAUCGCGUUAGCGAAGCGGAGGCUAAACGUAAAUUGACCGUCGUUAUGGUUCUGGGAGGUGGUCGUGGUCCUUUAGCACGUGCAGUAUUAAAUGCUGCAGAGAUAACGAAACGGAAAGUGCGCGUCUAUAUUAUAGAAAAGAAUCCUAAUGCCAUACGCACACUGUCCAACGUGGUGAAGACGUUGUGGUCAAAGAAGGACGUUCAUAUAUUCUCCAAGGAUAUGCGUGAUUUUUCGCCUCCUGAAUUGGCCGACGUGCUUGUUUCUGAGCUGCUGGGUUCAUUUGGUGAUAACGAGCUCUCACCCGAGUGCCUGGAUGGCGCCUUGAAGCUACUCAAGCCGGAUGGCGUGAGCAUACCCUGUAAAUCAACAUCGUAUAUUAAUCCCAUUAUGUCUGCUGUGCUGCAUAAUAAUGUUAGCCAACUGACCUUGACUGUGCAGGCCUUCCACUACGGCUAUGUGGUGCUGCUCAAGAACAUUUACCACAUUGAUGAGCCGCAAGCAUUGUUCGAAUUCACGCAUCCCAAUCGAGCUGCGGUCAUUGAUAAUACGCGUCACAAAAAGGUGUCCUUCACUGCUCAAAUGGAUUGUGUGCUGCAUGGCAUUGGCGGCUACUUUGAUACUGUAUUGUAUAAAGAUAUAAUCCUAAGCAUAAAUCCAUUAACGCAUACGCAAGGCAUGUUCUCCUGGUUUCCCAUGUUCUUUCCAACGCAUCCGCUUACUAUUAAGGCAGGCGACACAAUAUCCAUCAAGUUCUGGCGCCGCGUGGACGCCGAGAAGGUCUGGUACGAAUGGCAGGUUUGCGAACCCAAAGAAAGCGAGCUACACAAUCCGGAUGGCGUGGGCUAUAAUAUGCGUUUAUAAACUUAACUGCAAUAUUGUAUUAAGUGGGCACUUAUACAAAACGGGGGUUAGCUUUG